This is a messenger RNA of Arachis ipaensis, 2090 nucleotides long. Its product is annotated as putative serine/threonine-protein kinase At1g54610. Gene Ontology annotation, molecular function: ATP binding; RNA polymerase II CTD heptapeptide repeat kinase activity. Gene Ontology annotation, cellular component: nucleus; cyclin-dependent protein kinase holoenzyme complex. NCBI's taxonomy places the organism in Eukaryota, Viridiplantae, Streptophyta, Magnoliopsida, Fabales, Fabaceae. Gene Ontology annotation, biological process: protein phosphorylation; positive regulation of transcription elongation by RNA polymerase II. The record is from RefSeq and is a predicted model, not a curated record.
AACAUCGAUUUUUCCAGUAAAGCUUUGUUUUGCUCGCUUUCUAUUACGUGCUUAUCUCAAGCUUAAUCUCAUCUUAUUAUUCAUUUCAUUCCAUGCAUAGUUGUUACAGAAAUAGAGAUAAUCUUCAUGGGUUGCGUUAAUGGUAAGCUAGAUUCUCCCAUUCAAAAACGCCGCAACUUAAACAGAUUGAAAAAGGAGUACGCUUAUGCCAAUCCCAAACUAACUUCAUCUUCUUCUGCAUCAACCAUGAAAUUAAAAAGCUACAGUAACCAUAGUUCUAACAGAAAAGUGAGUGUUAGUCAUCCCAAAGAUAAUUACAGUAAGUUAAGGACUGGUGGCUAUGGAUAUACAGAUAAGGAAAAGGAAAAAAUAGAGGAAAAAAAAACGGAAAAGAGUGUUGCUACUAAUGACAUUGGUAAGUUGAUGGAGGAAGAAUCUAAGUUGUCCGAAGACAAUAUGAAAAAGAAAAAUAAAAUUGCAGGGUAUGAAGUCGGUGAAGGUUGGCCCAAAUGGUUGGCUGAUAAUAUCCCUAAAGAGGUUUUGUCUGCUUUGGUUGCCAAGAGCGCUGACUCUUAUGAAAAACUUGACAAAAUUGGACGUGGAACAUAUAGCAAUGUCUACAAAGCUCGUGAUAAGGAUACUGGAAAGAUUGUUGCCUUGAAAAAAGUUCGUUUCGAUACAUCUGAUUCUGAAAGUAUAAAAUUCAUGGCGAGAGAGAUUAUGAUAUUGCAGAAGCUGGAUCAUCCCAAUGUCAUCAAGCUUAGAGGAUUGGCAACAUCUAGGAUGCAAUAUAGUCUUUAUCUCGUCUUUGAUUAUAUGCAAUGUGAUCUUUCCAGAAUUAUCUCUCGUCCUGAUGAAAGACUCACUGAGCCUCAUAUCAAGUGUUACAUGCAACAACUGCUUGCUGGGCUCCAACAUUGUCAUGAGAGGGGAAUUAUUCACCGAGAUAUCAAAUCUUCCAACUUGCUAAUAGAUAGAAGAGGUUCUUUGAAAAUAGCAGAUUUUGGUCUUGCAAAUGUUAAACAUCAAGGCCCUCUUACAAACCGAGUGGUGACACUUUGGUAUAGGGCUCCUGAACUCCUCUUAGGUUCGACUGACUAUGGAUAUGACAUUGAUCUAUGGAGUGCUGGAUGCUUGUUGGCUGAGAUGUUUGUCGGAAGACCAUUCAUGCCCGGAAGGACAGAGGUUGAGCAGCUUCACCUGAUUUUCAAACUAUGCGGGUCUCCUCCAGAAGAUUAUUGGAUAAAAAUGAAGCUAAGAUCAAGCUACUUGCCCUCACAACAUUACAAACCUAAUUAUGAGGACUACUUCCAAGGCUUUCCUUCCUCUUCAUUGGAUCUCUUGACCACACUUCUUCAUCUUGACCCUGCAUGUCGUGGCAGUGCUGCCUCUGCUCUUGAAACUGAAUUCUUCAAAACUAGUCCAUUAGCCUGUGACCCUUCAACCUUACCAGUGAUCUACAAAGAAGAGGAUGAACGCUCACAUAAGAGACGCAAAAGACGCAAAGGUCACAAUAACAAAGGGCAAAUAUCUUCUAAAACAAGGACAACUGGCACAAAUGUAUCAGAGAAGAACCAAACUGCUGAACAAUCUUCAAAGGAACAGAAGAUACAAGUUGAAGAAAAAGGAAGUAGCAUAAACACAUCGUUACAGUUGAUAGAGGAAAAAAGCAUGAAUACAUCAACAUCAAUGUCCCCGAUAUUUCUUUCUACGGAAAGAAAAUCACCAAAAACAGAGGGCCAUCCUAAUGCUCUUAAGAACAUAAAAAAUUACACUCUUUUACAGGCCUCUUUCGAUAUCAUGAAUAGGAAUGAAGGCAACGAACUUGGUCCAUUGCGUAGGUCCUUUUCUGCAUUGGAAUUCCGCCUUGAUCAUCUUGAGAAGCUUUCAAGUCUCUAUGGACCAAACAAGAACUUAGGCCUUGGAAUUUAAUUUCAUUAUCAUCUCUUUCUCUAUAUUUGCAUACUUCGUUUAUUUUCUUGUUUAUGUAGGGUAUAUGGUUGUGUUUGAACAAUUAUUUGUUAUGGUGGGGUCAUUCUCUUCUUCUAUGAAGGAGGUCUUGUGAUAAAUAAAAUGUGUCUUCUUUUGGA